This is a messenger RNA of Venustampulla echinocandica, 975 nucleotides long. RefSeq lists its product as uncharacterized. The transcript has 2 exons. Lineage: Eukaryota; Fungi; Ascomycota; Leotiomycetes; Helotiales; Pleuroascaceae. Bases 1 to 975 code for a protein of 324 amino acids. The record is from RefSeq and is a predicted model, not a curated record.
AUGGAAAAGUAUUCUCAAUUCCGAGAUCGAGGAUCCGGCAUUGCUCCAUUCUUUCCUAUCCCAUCGCAACCAGCAGGAAUAUAUCUCCCCGUACAUGUAUUCCUCUUCCUAUUCAAAUUACCGCUUUUCUUCACGAUCGCGACGGCGUACUUCGUCUUUCUGCAAUGGUUUCCGCUAGGCUCGCUCGGGAAGAAAGCUAUAUUAUGGAUGAUACUUGGAGCACCGGGUAUCUGGUGGAUUGACCUGCAAAUCGAUGGCGUCAAGAAGGGAUCACUGGCAAAGAAGCAUGAUGGCCGGGUGCCCGAACCUGGCAGUGUCAUCGCCUCCUCGUUCACCUCACCAAUAGAUUCGCUCUAUCUAGCCGCGAUCUUCGACCCCAUAUUUACAGUCUCCUACCCGCACACGCGCCAAGUCCAGGUCAUCUCGCUGUUUGGUGCGAUUCUCCGAGCCCUUUCAAAACCGACGGAAUACCCUCCCAAGGGUGGGAAGAUGACCGACAUCAAAACAUUACUAGCUGAGCACCCAACAAGUAUUAUUGUGGUAUUCCCAGAAUGUACAACCACAAACGGCAGGGGCAUUCUACCAUUUAGCCCAAGUCUCUUGACCACACCACCCGGAACCAAGAUCUUCCCCAUUAGCCUUCGAUACACGCCACCAGAUGUGACCACGCCGGUACCAGGCCGAUAUCUGACUUUUAUUUGGAAUCUUCUCUCGCAAUCGACCCACACUAUUCGAGUCCGGAUUGCCGAGGUGGUGUAUAACACAUCCAAACCAUCGGAUAGCAACGAGGACUCCACAUGGGCUUCUAGUUCGCGUGAUUUGAUGAAUGGGGACGAUCAAGACGUUAAUGAACAGGAGCAGAGAGUUAUAGAAAAGGUUGGCGAGGCGCUGGCACGGUUAGGUCGGGUCAAGCGUGUGGGACUGACUGUCAAGGAUAAAGCUGCAUUUGUAAAAGCCUGGUCGAAGGGCAGGUAG